AUGACGACCAUGAAAGAGCUCCGAGCUCGGAUGGAAUCAGAUGCCCAGCAAGUUAUAUGUCAAGCCAAGACGGUGAAGAUGAAGCUUGAAGAGCUUGAUAAGGCCAACAUGGCUCACCGGAGACUUCUCUGGUGUGGGCCAUGGACACUUGCGGAGAGAACUAGGACUUCAAUUGUUGGAGGGUUGGGAUCAAAGCUUAAGAAGUUGAUAUAUGAGUUCCAUGAACUAGAAGAAUUCCCGGAGGAAUUCCCGGAAAGCCAUCUUGUCAUGGCCCCCUCCUUGGCCGAAUGUUUUUCACCCCCAUGGUCAUCUCCUUUCUUCAUUCCUCCAUCUCUCUUCUUUCUCUCCACUCUCCCACUUGUUUACUCCUUGGAAGUUGAAGAAGAAGGCCAUCCAUCACCGGAGUUCGAGUCUCCACCGGUGGUCUUGGCAUCGAAGGUGAGGAGAAGAAGAGCAAGUAGCCGCCGGUGUCCUCCAAAGGCAAGAGAAGGAAGUGAGAAGUUUAUGAAGGAGGUGGUGAUGGAGGUGAAGGAGAGGAACGAUGCAGUGAAGGCGAUGGAGAGGAGUUUGAAGAAGCUUGAACAGGUGUUCAUGGACAUGGCUGUUCUAGUGGGAGCUCAAGGAGAGAAGAUUGAGGAUAUUGAAAGCCACGUGGAACAUGCCAACUCAUUCGCGGGGGGCUGA
Dioscorea cayenensis subsp. rotundata (Guinea yam) is the source of this 684-nucleotide messenger RNA. Its product is annotated as syntaxin-124-like. Gene Ontology annotation, cellular component: plasma membrane; endomembrane system; SNARE complex. Gene Ontology annotation, molecular function: SNARE binding; SNAP receptor activity. The transcript is spliced from 3 exons. The record is from RefSeq and is a predicted model, not a curated record. NCBI's taxonomy places the organism in Eukaryota, Viridiplantae, Streptophyta, Magnoliopsida, Dioscoreales, Dioscoreaceae. Bases 1 to 684 code for a protein of 227 amino acids. Gene Ontology annotation, biological process: exocytosis; intracellular protein transport; vesicle fusion.